Molecule: messenger RNA, 537 nt
Organism: Coffea eugenioides
Lineage: Eukaryota; Viridiplantae; Streptophyta; Magnoliopsida; Gentianales; Rubiaceae
Product: probable WRKY transcription factor 45
Exons: 3
Coding region: 1-537 (178 amino acids)
Biological process (GO): regulation of DNA-templated transcription
Molecular function (GO): DNA-binding transcription factor activity; sequence-specific DNA binding
Source: RefSeq, a predicted model, not a curated record
AUGGACCACCAACACCAUCAUCAAGGAAUGCAUUUUCUGGGUUCACUGGUGCAGACGCCGGCUUUGUCAUCUAUCUCACCAAAUAAUGAAAUACUAGCAUCAAGUGGUUAUCGUCUCAACAUUGGUGAUGCUUGUAGCAGCAGGGAAAAUGGAUUUCCAGGGCUGAAGGCGCAAAUCAAGGGCCCAACGGCACAAGUCAAAGACAUAUUUGAAAGUAGAACAACUACUGUAGCAGCUGCAGCAAAUGAAGUAAAAUCCGGUACUGGGAGUAAAAGAAAGGGCGAUCAGAAGAAAACUAGGAAGCCCAGAUUCGCUUUCCAGACUAGAAGCCAGGUUGAUAUACUUGACGACGGGUAUCGGUGGAGAAAGUAUGGUCAAAAGGGAGUUAAGAACAACAAGUUUCCAAGAAGCUAUUACCGAUGUACGCAUCCUGGGUGCAAUGUGAAGAAGCAAGUGCAACGACUGUCCGUAGACGAAGGCAUUGUGGAAGAAGUGGAACCAGAGUUUCUUGAGGUAAAAGCCGCUUACACGGCUUGA